This is a messenger RNA of Funneliformis geosporum, 1422 nucleotides long. NCBI's taxonomy places the organism in Eukaryota, Fungi, Glomeromycota, Glomeromycetes, Glomerales, Glomeraceae. The record is from the annotation of a GenBank genome assembly.
AUGUAUUCUUUAAGAAACCAACGAUGCUUGACUAGACUUCCUAGGUGUUGGAGUUUACGCGUUUCUACCAGAAUCACGCCAAUAGCCACACCUGCUGUAUUCACACGGGUUGCAAAAUUUGGAAUAAAACCUUUGACAACGUACUGUGUUAGAAACAAUUAUUCAGCAUAUUUAGCUAACUACGAUUCUACACCGCGUCGUUAUUAUACUUCAAAAUCAUAUCCUCCCCAUUCUGUAAUCUCUAUGCCUGCAUUGUCUCCGACAAUGACGAUGGGUAAUGUUGGCACUUGGCAAAAAAAGAUCGGUGAUGAGAUAUCACCUGGCGAUGUUUUAGUAGAAAUUGAGACAGACAAAGCUCAAAUGGAUUUCGAAUGUCAAGAUGAGGGUUAUCUAGCCAAAAUCCUUGUUGAAACUGGAACAAAGGACGUCAAAAUUGGAACACCAAUCGCUGUUUUAGUUGAGGAGAAAGAAGAAAUUGAAAAAUUUGCUGAUUACGUUGCUGAAAAAGCGCUAGAGACCAAAUCUCCAGCGACAACCGACCAAAUUACUGGACGGAUCUUCGCUAGUCCAGUAGCACGUAGGUUAGCACAUGAACUUGGAGUUUCUCUUAAUCAAGUUACUGCUACAGGACCAAAAGGUCGCAUAACAAAGGCUGAUGUUGAAAGUCUUGCUUCUGCUGAACCCACAAAACCCGAAAAAACAAUUACUCCUAUUAUCGAGCCUACAUCUGCUUAUACUGACAUUCCUUUAAGCAAUAUGCGUAAAGUUAUCGCCCAACGAUUAACAGAUUCUAAAGUAUUCGUUCCACAUUAUUACUUAACUAUUGAGGUUAAUAUGGAUAAGGUCUUGCGGCUUCGCGAAACUCUUAAUAAUGAGAGUGAUGGCAAAUUUAAAUUAUCUGUGAAUGACUUUAUAAUCAAAUCAUCUGCUUCCGCACUUAUGGCCAUUCCUGAAGUGAAUAGUGCAUGGCAUAAUGAUUUUAUUCGACAGUAUCACAAUGCUGACAUCUCUAUCGCUACCGCUACUUCCUCCGGUUUAAUCACUCCGAUUGUAACAAAUGUACAAUCAAAAGGGUUGGCAACCAUUUCAAAGCAGGUUAAGGAAUUAGCUGGUCGUGCCAGAGAAGGGAAAUUGUUACCACAAGAAUAUCAGGGAGGAAGUUUCACCAUCUCAAAUCUGGGGAUGUAUGGCAUUAAAUCUUUCACAGCUAUUAUUAAUCCACCACAGUCAUGUAUUCUUGCUGUAGGAAACAUUGAACAAAAACUUGUUCCUGACUCUAGUGCAGAGACGAACUAUCGAAUCGUCAAUACAAUGCACGUGACGCUUUCAUGUGAUCACAGAGUUGUUGAUGGGGCAGUUGGUUCUCAAUGGCUAAAAGAGUGGAGAUCUUAUAUUGAAAAUCCACUUAAGUUACUUUUGUAA